Molecule: messenger RNA, 1461 nt
Organism: Fusarium falciforme
Lineage: Eukaryota; Fungi; Ascomycota; Sordariomycetes; Hypocreales; Nectriaceae
Product: HET domain-containing protein
Exons: 1
Coding region: 1-1461 (486 amino acids)
Source: RefSeq, a predicted model, not a curated record
AUGUCGGACCAGAGAGUCACCUCACUUGACACAGACGGUGGCCUCGGCGAGACUUCUCGUGACAGAAGACCCCUCCAGCCGUUACUUGCUAAGGGCUCAGCGAGUGUCAAAAAACUGAGCAGCAAUCCACCACCCUCUCAAGGAAUAUUCGCGACUCCGGAAAACGAAUCUUUCUACAAAUUAUAUUCCUACAGCGACUUGGAAUCGACAGAGCAAGACAUCAGAUUGAUCCAUGUCUUCAAAGAUGAGCACUGCGACCUGAUUCAGUGCGAGUUCCUCCCACAGUCAAGUCUUCGGGAAGCCAGCGGAAGUUACCAUACCCUGUCCUACUGUGCAGGGGAUCCAUUGAAGGCAGAGCCCGUUCUCUUGCAAGGUAUCAAGUUCAAUGCAUUCGCCAACUUGCAACAUGCCCUGGAGCAGACUCUAUCGCUGUGGAAGCACAAGUAUCCACAAGAAGAAUGCGUCCUCUGGGUCGAUCAAAUAUGCAUCAAUCAGCGGAACGACGCUGAACGAUCGCACCAGGUCGGGCUCAUGCGGGAUAUUUAUACCAACUGUCGAGGAACCUUCAUCUCUCUUUCGACGGCCGACUCAUAUGAGACUGGUUCCAACGGUAUGGAUUGGUUGAGGGAGCUUGCCGAAGCCUACCAACUGCCAGGCACAUUCCAAGCUCGGCGCGACAAGUUCUGGUGUAUCUUGCAAGAAAACAUCUCAAAUUAUAACUUUUUUGAAGGCUGGUAUUCCUUCUAUGAGCUUUUCCAGUGCCCAUGGUGGAGGCGCGCCUGGAUACACCAAGAGUUCAUAUGCUCACCCAGCGCUACCUUCAUGUACCACGGCAGCACUAUUUUCUCUACACACACUUCGUUUCUCUUGUUACUCUGUCGGACUUUGUCAGCUUUUGGAAUUAUUGGCUUUCUCGUGCUGGAAGCAGAAAGGUCAAAGAAAACCAGAGUGCCGAAGAUAGAUCGAGAUCUCGUGCUGGAGAUUUGCGCGAGAAACGAGCGUGCCAGAGACUCGCUUGAAGCCGUACAGUUGCUACUGGACUCCAAGGAGACAUGGAGGGGUGACGAAGACCUUAAGAAGGUAUUGGCCGGAUCUCGACAUUGCAGAAGCUCUGAUCCUAGAGAUCGCAUCUUCGCCUUCCUAGGACUCGCACAUCCCGGAUAUGGUAUUGAAACAGAUUAUAGGAAGUCCAACACCCUCCGUGCUACCAUUAUACAUACGGCUAAGAAAAUUCUCGAGUUUGACCAACAUUUGGAGAUGCUGGCAUUCGCCGUCAGAACAAUCAUAGUAAGGCCGGGCGUGUUACCGUCUUGGGUGCCAGAUUGGGCGUCAACUAUGAUUUUGGAGGAUGGCCACUUUGCACGGCUUCCAGGGCAGGAUAAACAAUUCCAGCAUGAUGCUAUCGGCUCAUCUGUUAUCCAUCCUUCUACUGACGCCAAUAAUGUCUUCCUACGAGUCUGA